This is a messenger RNA of Microcebus murinus (gray mouse lemur), 2387 nucleotides long. The record is from RefSeq and is a predicted model, not a curated record. NCBI's taxonomy places the organism in Eukaryota, Metazoa, Chordata, Mammalia, Primates, Cheirogaleidae.
GGACGCUUUCCCCUUAGCAACCAGAGCGGCUCCCGCCAUGGGUGACGAAGAGGACGCCGCUGGCCGGACGGAGAAGGUUAUCCGCAUCCAGCGGGUGUUUCUAAACCUGCUGGACUCCUACAGCAGCAGAAACAUCGGGAAGUAUCUGUCUAACUGUGUCGCUGGGGCUUCCCUUGAAGAAAUUACAGAAGAGGAGGAGGAGGAGGAUGAGACUAAAUCAGGCUUGCCGGAAGCCGCGCUGGCCAAACUGAAGGAGGGCACGUUCCAGAUCGUGGGCACGCUGUCCUCGCCGGAAUGCCCGCGGCCGGACUUCGCCAUAGAGACUUACUCUAACAUCUCUCGGGAAGACCUCCUCCUGCGCCUGCUGGAGUGUGACGUCGUCGUUUAUAACAUCACCGAGAACGCACAUCAAGUGGAGGAGGCCAUGUGGGCCAUCUCUGCACUGAAUGAAGAAGUCGUCCAUUUUGACAAGCGAAAGCUGUUUAUUUUACUAUCCACGGUGAUGACUUGGGCGCGAUCCAAACCCCUGGACCCUGAUGACAAUGAGGUUCCAUUCACUGAAGAGGAUUAUCGAAGAAGAAAGCCUCAUCCUAAUUUUAUGGAUCACAUAAAUGCAGAAAAAAUGGUUCUCAAAUUUGGAAAAAAUGCCAAAAAAAUCAUAACUUAUGUAGUUGCUGCUGGACUUCAGUAUGGAGCAGAAGGAGGCAUUUUGCACACUUUUUUUAAGAUGGCUUGGUUGGGUGAUAUGCCUGCAUUACCAGUUUUUGGAGAUGGAACAAAUGUAAUUCCAGCAAUUCAUGUUCACGAUCUCGCAGGGGUGAUACAAAACGUGAUCGACCACGUGCCGAAGAUUCACUACCUGGUUGGUGUGGACGAGUCUGUUCAGACCCUGGAAGACAUAGUCAAGUGCAUCAGUAAAAGUACCGGCCCUGGGAAAAUCCAGAAAUUACCUAGAGAAAAUGCUUCCCUAACCAAGGAAUUAACGCAAGAUAGCCUUGACCAUUUACUGGUCAACUUAAGAAUGGAAGCGCUCUUUCUGAAGAAUUUUAUUCGAUGGAGUGCCCAAACAGGAUUUGUGGAAAACAUCAACAAUAUCCUCAGAGAGUACAAGCACAGGCAGAGGAUUAUGCCCAUCAAGAUCUGCAUUCUCGGUCCUCCCGCUGUGGGGAAAUCCAGCAUCGCUGCAGAACUGGCCAAGCACUACAAGCUGCAUCACAUCAAACUCAAGGAUGUCAUUUCCGAAGCCAUAGCAAAACUGGAGGCGAUCGUCGCACCUAAGGAUACAACAGACGGAGAAGAAGAAGAAGGGGAAGAGGAAGAAGAGGAGGAGAACGUGGAAGAUGCUCAGGAGCUCCUAGACGGCAUCAAGGAAAGCAUGGAACAGAAUGCAGGACGAAUAGAAGAUCAAUACGUAAUUAGAUUUAUGAAAGAAAAGCUAAAAUCAAUGCCUUGCAGGAAUCAAGGUUACAUUUUGGAUGGAUUCCCAAAGACCUAUGAUCAAGCAAAAGAUCUUUUCAGUCAGGAAGAUGAGGAGGAGGAGGAAGAAGUCAGAGGCAAAGUGUCUCCCUAUGACAAGUUAAUUAUACCUGAAUUCGUCUGUGCCCUGGAUGCUUCCGACGAGUUUCUGAAGGAGCGGGUGAUAAACCUUCCUGAGACUGUGGUGGCGGGGACCCACUACAGCCAGGACGGAUUCCUGCGGGUCCUGAGCAACUACCGGGACCUCAAUACGGAAGAUGAGACUGUCUUCAACUAUUUCGAUGAAAUUGAAAUCCACCCGAUACACAUGGAUGUAGGAAAACUCGAAGAUGCUCAGAAUAGACUUGCUAUCAAACAGCUUAUCAAAGAGAUUGGGGAGCCUCGAAAUUACGGUUUAACAGAUGAAGAAAAGGCGGAAGAGGAGCGGAAGGCUGCAGAGGAGUGCCUGGCCAGGGAGGCCGCUGCGGAAGCAGAACGCGAGCACAACGAGGCGGUGGAGAUGGCGGAGAAGGUGGCCCGCUGGGAGGAGUGGAAUAAACGGCUAGAGGAAGUGAAACGGGAAGAAAGAGAAUUGCUGGAGGCUCAGUCUAUUCCCCUGAGAAACUAUUUGAUGACCUAUGUUAUGCCAACUCUUAUGCAAGGUCUGAAUGAGUGUUGUAAGGUCAGACCAGAGGAUCCCAUUGAUUUUCUGGCAGAAUAUCUUUUCAAGAACAAUCCUGAAACUCAGUGAAACUUUAAAGAUCUCGCAUCAUAUACCUUUACACAGUUAGAGAUCAAUGUAACGUUGUAAUUUGAAAAAGUGCUUUGUUUUUUUUUUUUGCUGUAAACAAAUAUUCUAUAAAGUAGAAUCAUUAUAAAACGCUAUAUGGCAAUGAAUGACUACUUCAUUAAAACUGUAUUUGAAAGAUAAA